AGCCACAUUGCAGACUUGCGGACAUCGUUCGAUAAUCGUCGAGUCAGAUGCGCGCGCGCAGCCCGUCGUCCUGACGCGCCUAAAUCGAAAUAAUAAUCGAUUAAAUCGAAUAUACAAGUGCGAUAUUAGUUGAUGGGAUACGAUACACAAUAAUCGGCGUCAACAUGCCACAGUUUAACACAGUACUAGUGACAGGCGGAGCCGGGUACAUCGGCAGUCACUGUGUGGUAGACCUCCUCGAAGCUGGCUAUGAUGUGGUUGCCAUAGACAACUUCUCCAACGCAGUAGGAGACGAGGAAGGCUCCCCAGCCCUGAAUCGUGCGGAACAAAUCACAGGAAAGAAAAUCACGUUUUACAAAGCCGACCUUUUGGACAAACCGCAAAUAAAUGAUAUAUUCGAUAAGCACAACAUAGAUUGCGUGAUUCAUUUUGCUGCACUGAAGGCAGUGGGCGAAUCAAUGCAGCAACCGUUACUGUACUACCAAAAUAAUCUACUUGGAAUGCUUAAUCUAUUGGAGAUAAUGCGAUCCCACAACUGCUACCAAAUGGUAUUUUCUUCUUCUUGCACGGUGUACGGAGAGCCGGAACACCUACCAAUCACGGAGACGCAUGCAACUGGCAACAUUACUAAUGUAUAUGGCAGGACUAAGUAUUUCAUUGAGGAAAUGCUGAAGGACUUGAGCGCUGCUGACGAGAAAUGGAACAUUAUAUCGCUGCGAUACUUCAACCCGGUGGGAGCACAUCCAUCGGGCCUCAUUGGUGAAGACCCCACAAAGGAAUUCACAAACUUGAUGCCUUUUAUGGCCCAGGUUGCUCUUGGAAAGAAACCCGUGCUUACUAUCUUCGGAAAUGAUUAUAAUACACCUGAUGGUACAGGAAUUCGGGACUAUAUUCACGUGAUGGAUCUCGCUAACGGCCACGUGGCAGCCCUAAAUUUAUUGAGCAGCAGUCACAUCAGAUUAAAGGUAUACAACCUAGGCACAGGCCGAGGGGUCUCAGUAAAAGAGCUGGUGGACGUCUUCGAACGGGUGACCCAAACGAAAGUACCAGUGAAGUAUGUCUCACGCCGAUUGGGCGAUAUCACAGCGAUGUGGGCUGAUGCGACGCUCGCGAAAACUGAGCUCGGCUGGACGAGCGCGCGGAGUAUUGAGGAGAUGUGUAGCGACUUUUGGCGAUGGCAAACAAAGAAUCCCGACGGCUACCCCAAGAAGAACAAAACUAGCGUUAUAGUGAUGAAUGGAAAGAGCUAACAUGUCCUUGCAUUUUAUAGUUAUGUAUUAAUAAAUAAGUAUUUUAUAUCGAA
Messenger RNA from Zerene cesonia (dogface butterfly), 1303 nucleotides. Its product is annotated as UDP-glucose 4-epimerase-like. Gene Ontology annotation, cellular component: cytosol. The record is from RefSeq and is a predicted model, not a curated record. Gene Ontology annotation, biological process: beta-D-galactose catabolic process via UDP-galactose, Leloir pathway. The transcript has 8 exons. NCBI's taxonomy places the organism in Eukaryota, Metazoa, Arthropoda, Insecta, Lepidoptera, Pieridae. Gene Ontology annotation, molecular function: UDP-glucose 4-epimerase activity. The coding region runs from base 165 to 1250 and encodes 361 amino acids.